UCGUUCCUUGGAGUCCGCCUCCAUGAGCUGGUGCGUCUGGCAGAAGCUGGCUGCCGCAGCGGGAAUAGCUACGGCCUCCGCCUCCACCGUCGGAGCCCGGGCGGCAGGGAUGACGGGACCAAGGCCAGUUGUUCUCAGUGGACCAUCAGGUGCUGGGAAAAGCACCUUGUUGAAAAAACUUCUUCAAGAAUAUGGCAACAUUUUUGGCUUCAGCAUCUCCCAUACCACAAGGAGCCCGAGGCCUGGAGAAGAAAAUGGCAAAGAUUAUCACUUUGUGACCAGGGAAGAGAUGCAAAGAGACAUUGACGCCGGACAAUUCAUCGAGCACGCUGAAUUCUCAGGAAACAUGUAUGGAACGAGCAAAGCGGCGGUGCAGGCUGUGCAGGCGAUGAACCAGAUCUGCGUGUUGGACAUAGACCUGCAGGGGGUGAGGAACAUCAAGAAGACGGAGCUGCAGCCCAUCUAUAUCUCCAUCCAGGCGCCCUCCCUGGACAUCUUGGAAAAGCGACUGCGCGACAGGAAGACUGAAACAGAGGAGAGCUUACAGAAGAGGCUGGCUGCCGCCGCCGCCGACAUGGAAAGCAGCCAGGAGCCUGACCUGUUCGACACGAUCAUUAUCAAUGACGACUUGGAUGAGGCUUAUUCGAUGCUGACGAAGGUCCUGGCUGAGGAAAUCAAGAAGGCCCAGCAAUCCAGCAACUCAUGAAAGGAAACCAGAGGCCAUCCCACUGCCCUCCCCCCACCCCUUUACAUUCCAAGAGACACAUUCCCUUUCAUCUGACCCCUCCCUGGUCCAAGCCACAGAAGAGCCUGUGUGUGCAUCAGCUGGAGCCUUGGGCAUCUUGGGCCAGGGCACAGGUGGGUCACUGUGCAUUUUGGACCCCACAUCUUCUCCCACCAUCAAGACCCCAGGGGCAUCCUCAGAGCACCCUCCAAGACCCAUCUGGGGAGAGACCCCGUGUCCCCAAGGCUCCACCACCUAUUGGCUAAGGCUGGGAACCGCUAGGCCAGGUUGGUGAUGAGCAGCUAGCCCUACAGUGACCUUUGGACCAGGGAGAGGGCAUACAGACUCUACAGAGAAAGGAGACUCCCAGGGGCUGCUGACCAUCUCAGCCCUGGCUCUUUGGGUUCCCAUGUACGCCUACCACAAGCCUGACCAUGUCAGUCAGCACCACAAGGCUCCUUGAAUUGGAGAAAAGAAUUCUGCUGUCCUUUGAUUUCCACAGUGGGUUCUCUGGGGAGUCUGUCCACUCAAGCUCCUCCAGAGAGGGGAGGGCCUGCCUUGUAUUUGGCAGCAAAGGCAGCUGGGCAGUAGCCAGCUCACACCACUGCCAUGGCCGCCAGGUUCUGGAAAACAUCCCCUGAGCGGUAAUUCACCCUGGACUGCCAGCCUGACUCUCCAGCUUGGAGGGUACAGUGGGUUUAUGAACAGUUUGGAAUUUGGAAAAGCAUCCUGGGGACCAUUGGGCUCACCCCACCCCACAUACCCACACAUCUGCCCUCACACCUCAGAUCCUUGGACUCAUUUCCUGACUCCUAUUAACCCAUGGUGGAGGGGGGAUUCAUUACCUGCCCCAUCCCUCCCCACCACCUCCUCCUCACCCACCCCCCAAUCCUCUCCACCCCCCAGCAGACUAGAGCAGCCUGGACUCUUUUGAGCAGUACAGCCAGGUCAUGGCCAUGCAUCCAGAGGUGACCUAAGAGCAGUCACGAUGCUUUGUGUCCCUGGUUCCUCAUCACUCCAGUCUCUGUGAGCCCUAGAUUGUCCUUCUCUGAGCCCAGAACCCAGCUUGUAAUAAAAUACAUUUUAUUUUA
Molecule: messenger RNA, 1815 nt
Organism: Vombatus ursinus (common wombat)
Lineage: Eukaryota; Metazoa; Chordata; Mammalia; Diprotodontia; Vombatidae
Gene: GUK1
Product: guanylate kinase 1
Exons: 8
Coding region: 23-706 (227 amino acids)
Biological process (GO): purine nucleotide metabolic process
Cellular component (GO): cytosol
Molecular function (GO): GMP kinase activity
Source: RefSeq, a predicted model, not a curated record